Molecule: messenger RNA, 3400 nt
Organism: Orbicella faveolata
Lineage: Eukaryota; Metazoa; Cnidaria; Anthozoa; Scleractinia; Merulinidae
Product: TNF receptor-associated factor 4-like
Biological process (GO): signal transduction; regulation of apoptotic process
Molecular function (GO): zinc ion binding; protein binding
Source: RefSeq, a predicted model, not a curated record
UCAAGCGCGGCCAUCCGGCCAUGCAAAAUUUAUUCAAACAACAAAAAAACUCCUCGCAGCCCAGUCACAAAGUGCAGCCGUCGUGAGAGCAGGUAGUUUUGUAGCAGUAGACGAUCAGACCAACUGUCGUCUUUGGUGAAACUUAAGAGGAUUCACUGCAAAGACAUGCCGGGAUAUCGGGCCUUUUUCGUUCCAGCGGUGAGCGAAAAUUUAUUAUGCCGAAUUUGUCAUCUGCCUGUGCGAAACGCCGUUCAGGUGUCCGUUUGUGGACAUCGAUUUUGCGAUUCUUGUCUCAAUGGAGCAUUCAGUAACACGAGGCAAACGGCCCGGCUGCGAUGUCCGGUUGAUAGCUCCAGCAUCGAUUUGUCCCAGAUUUACGCAGAUGACGUGACAAAUCAGAUGAUAUUUUCACUGAAUGUUUAUUGCGAUCAUUACCAACUGGGCUGUAAAUGGAAGGGACAGCUGAAGAAACUGGAGGAUCACAUGGCCAAUUGCAAGUACGCGAUGGUGGAUUGCAUUGCGGGGUGUGGUCAGAAAGUUCAGCGAAGAAAGAUCACGGACCAUGUCAAGAAAGAUUGCGUCAAGCGAUGGAUGAAAUGUCCUCGCUGCAAGAAGGAAACGACAUUUGAGAAGCUGCAGAACCAUAACUGUCCAGCGACAAGGAGGAACCCGGAUCAAGAAGUGGUGACGUGUAGCAAUGGUUGCGGGGCUAGAAUGAAACGACAGGACAUGCCGCUGCACCUGAGGAACGAGUGUUCGCAUCGAUGGGUCUACUGCGAAUACUGCUCGGUAGAGAUUGUCUUCAAAGACAAACAGGAACACUUAAGGCGUUGUCGGCGUUCGGUGUCGCAAACUGAUGAACCAGGCAUAACAAGAGGCGGGAAGCGCCAGAGCAUGCCCCAUUCAGUGCGCUUCGACCCACGAGGCCUGCGCGGCGGUAACCGUAGCAACAGCACGUCGCAGGAAGUCCUCGCUCCCAGCAGUCCCGCACCACCCAUGCGCUCCGCCUCGUUUCCAGCCUUCCUCAACUACGUUGGCCGCGAGGAAGUUGCAAGCGAAGUGGUGUAUCGCGACUCGGAGCGAACCAGAGCGAACACCACGAGUCAAAUGGAGGAUGAAAGAGAGACGGACAUUUUCACGUGCACGUGUGGACAGAGAAUAUCACGUGGUCAAAUCACAAGCCACAUGUCAGAGGAAUGUCCAAGGAGAUUGACUAAAUGUCAGUAUUGCCGCGCGCAAGUCAAGUUUGAAGAUAUGCAGAGCCAUCUUCAAGUGUGCCGUCGAUUUCCUCUGAGCUGUCCAAACAGCUGUGGUGUAUCUCAAAUACCGCGAGAAGAGGUGGAUCGUCAUCUUUCACACGACUGUCGCUCAAAUCUAAUUCACUGUCCGUUUAAGCAUGUUGGCUGUCAACACCAAUGUCCGCAACGAAGCCUUGCACAACAUCUUGAAGAUGGCAUGAAGAAACAUCUUGAACUCGUGUCACAGCUCGCUAUUGAUCAACAACAAGAGAUCAACGAACUACGAGAAAUUGUUAAACAUUACAAACCGUUUACCGACAGUAAGCUUUACUGGCGAGUGGACGACUUUUGGAAGAAAUUCGAAGACGCAAAACACAAAACCGGCGUGGAGUUGCACAGCCCGCCAUUUUACACCAGUCCUUAUGGGUACAAGUUUAAAAUCGUGAUGUUUCCUUACGGAAAUGGCAGCGGCGAGGGGUCGCAUCUUUCAAUGUACGUUCGACUACUCCCAGGCGAGUACGACACGCUUCUAAAAUGGCCUUUUGAAGGAGAGAUCACUUUGUCGCUUUUGGAUCAAAGUAGAGACCCGAUCAGGGGCCAACGAAAUAUAAGCCAAUCAUUUAGCCCGGACCCAAACUGGAAGAGUUUUCAGAGGCCCAGUAAAAAUGGCUCCACGCUUGGAUUUGGUUACCCACAAUUCGUGUCGCACCGAGGCUUGGAAUCCACGAACUAUGUAAAGGACAACUGCUUGUUCAUCAAAGCAACAAUAGACUGCAAAUAUUCCGCUGAUUUUUAAUAUUAACAUCUAAUAUUAACAUUAACGCUGAAAUUCUUAAUGGAUAAAUUCUUAUUGCAUAUAUUCUUAUUGGAUAUGAUCGUAUUGCAUAAAUUCUUAUUCUAGGACGGACGAACUUAAAUAUGACAUGAAAAUAUUGAAAAUUCUAGGUUGCGACACUGUUUUCUUUUAGUAUGCUUUUAAUCGAGGAGUAUAUAAUUGUAAUAAUCUGUUUGUAUCGUUCAGAGGUAUAAACUUUUAUCACAGGACUUAUUUUGUGUACAAACCCAGACUCACGCUUGCGCUUGCCAAAAUAUCAGACAAGAAAUUUUUAAACAUAGCAAAUUUUUAAGCAUAUUUCCGGCUCGUUUUUAAGAUGAAUGUUUAUCAUGGAAUUGAACCAACUAUAGUCAAGGAACGAGUGCCCUGUUUGGCAGAUCCCUAAUAAGAUAAAAAAAGACCCUUAAUGUCUUUUAUUACAAUAUUGACAAAUUUAGCAGUCGCGUGAACACUGGAGAGUGCGGUUUAAAAAGAUGUCAACUCGGACAAAACCGCUGUUUAGGAUAAAUGCUGAUCCGAAAUGGAUCCAUUUGCUAGCGGCUAGCUAUAUUAUUAGUUAGAAAAAAAAACUGUUUUAGAAUCGCUGUAAACAAAGAGAUCACUGAAUUUGCAACAGCACCAAGUUGAAAUUAAGAUUGCUGUGAAGUGCUUUUUAAUGUUCUGUUGAAUUUGAAUUUAUGCUGCUGCUAAAAAUGUGCUUAGUCGAGUGGCGGAUACAGAGACGCUACAAAAUGGGAGGACGAGGUGAAUUUCUUCGAAGAAGGUAGGGAAAGGGGGAGGAAGUGGGGGGGAUUUCUUGGGUUAAAACGGGGGGUUCCGGUGUCCCCUAGAUCCGAUCCGCCACUGACUUAUUGCACGUUUUGAGCGAAAGCGUUGAACUAUACAUGUACUGCAUCCAACUCAUUUAGUCCCAUUCUCCCCGCUGAUUGCCAUUCUAGUCAGUUCAGUAACAAGAAAUUAGCAGUACAUCAACACAAUAUGGCCACGUCGAUAAUUUUCUUUACUCUCUUUACUUUCUUUAUUGUCUAUCUACCCCGAUAUUCCAAGGAGAAACUGGGUUUCGAUCGAUCAAUGGUAACUCUAGUCCGUUGUACAUGUAAAGUUCAACGUGUCAACGUUUUAGAAUUUUUUUCUCAAUUUAACAUUUACUCUACAUGAUAUUCUAUUUCACUCUCUCUCUCUCUCUAAAUGGUUUUACAGAUACUACGCUUUUCUUGAUCAAAAAGAUUUAAUAAUUUAAUGUAGAAUUUGGACACUGCUAUGCGGGUAAACUACGAUGUCCGAGAUGUUGGAUUUAUACGAAUAAAAACGUUUAUUGAACCUUUGA